AUGCCCACCCAGGAUGACGAAAACAGCAAUGCCCCUCUCCUGGGAGGAAAUGGUGCGUAUGGGAGUACUGCAGGCCCUGCAUCUAGCCUAGCGGCCCAUGCCUCAUUUCGGCGGAACUUGGGUACGUCCGAGGCGUUCAGCAUCAUCAUCAAUAUCGUAAUCGGAAGCGGGAUAUUUACCUCUCUUGGCGCCAUUGACACCAAUGUCCCCUCCCCAGGUGCAGCCCUAGUCGUUUGGUUCGUGGGGGGCAUCUUGGCUUGA
This is a messenger RNA of Aspergillus luchuensis, 261 nucleotides long. RefSeq lists its product as uncharacterized. The coding region runs from base 1 to 261 and encodes 86 amino acids. Lineage: Eukaryota; Fungi; Ascomycota; Eurotiomycetes; Eurotiales; Aspergillaceae. Gene Ontology annotation, biological process: amino acid transmembrane transport. Gene Ontology annotation, molecular function: L-amino acid transmembrane transporter activity. The transcript has a single exon. The record is from RefSeq and is a predicted model, not a curated record.